AUGGCUGCCUCUGUGUUCUGCUGCCUGCGGUGCUGCAGAGACAGCGGAACAGGACACAUUCCUCUGAAGGAGAUGCCAGCUGUGCAGUUGGACACACAGCACAUGGGAACAGAUGUUGUUAUUGUAAAAAAUGGAAGAAGAAUAUGUGGAACAGGAGGUUGUUUAGCCAGUGCACCUUUACAUCAAAACAAAAGCUACUUUGAAUUCAAAAUCCAGUCCACAGGAAUCUGGGGUGUUGGUGUCGCAACUCAGAAAGUUAACUUAAAUCAGAUUCCUCUUGGCCAAGAUGUACACAGCCUGGUGGUGAGAAAUGAUGGAGCUCUGUACUACAACAAUGAGGAGAAAAACAGACUGCCAGCCAACAGCCUUCCACAGGAGGGAGACGUGGUGGGUGUUACAUUUGACCAUGUAGAAUUAAAUGUAUAUUUGAAUGGAAAAAACAUGCAUUGUCCAGCAUCAGGUAUAAGAGGGACAGUGUAUCCAGUUGUUUAUGUUGAUGACAGUGCAAUUUUGGAUUGCCAGUUCAGUGAAUUUUAUCAUACUCCUCCACCUGGUUUUGAAAAAAUACUAUUUGAACAACAGAUCUUCUGAAUGUAUUUGUUGUUGAAACUUAUAUUUCUGCACUUUUGA
This is a messenger RNA of Phyllostomus hastatus (greater spear-nosed bat), 630 nucleotides long. Its product is annotated as SPRY domain-containing protein 7-like. Lineage: Eukaryota; Metazoa; Chordata; Mammalia; Chiroptera; Phyllostomidae. The record is from RefSeq and is a predicted model, not a curated record. Gene Ontology annotation, molecular function: protein binding.